AUGAUUGCAGUUCGGCACAUUGAAUGGAUAGUAAUAUUUUUUUUCCUUUUCAGUGUGGGCGGUUAUGGUGCAGGUAAUGUUAUGAAUGGUGGGGACAACGGAUACGGAAGUGGUAAUGCCCUUUCCACUGCAGCAAUGGUAGCUGCAGCAACCGCAACAGCGACUGCCACCGCAAGCGUGGUGGCACUCCAGGACAAUUCCCAGUUCAACAAUCAACAGUAUUCCCAGGGCUAUCAGCAACGAAUGAUGCCCAUGAAUAACAUGAACGGCAUGAACGGAAUGAACCCCAUGAGCAACAUGCAGAACAUGUCCAUGGGCAACAUGCAUAGCAAUGUAAUGGGGAGCAUGGGAGGUAACAUGGGACCUAAGAUGGGUAUGCAGGGACCCGGUCCUAAUUCUUCAUCCAUGUAUCCCAGGAGGAUGACUCCGUACCCUUCCCCUGCCAUGCAUAUGACCCAGAAAAGGGGCAGCCAGCAGAGUUACUCUUCUCCCUGUCCCACGAUGAGUCCCGGUAUGAACGCCAGCAUGACUCAUAGUAUGAACCCCAAUAUGAGUCACAGCAUGAACCCCAGUAUGAACCCCAGUAUGAAUCCCAGUAUUAACCCCAGUAUGAAUCCGAAUAUGAGUGCUUCUAUGAAUCCUAAUUUUAAUCCGAGCGGCCAGUACCCUAACUACAGCAGCAGGCAGCCUAGUUUCGGUCAGUAUCCUACGCAGCAGUCUCUGGGGCCUACGGGCAACUUCGGUCCUAACAACAUGGUUCCUGUGGGCAAUCCUAGGCAGCUCAGGCAAGCAACGCCGCCUUACACCAAUCAAGGACAGUAUUUCCCAGCUGGUUCUAUGAAUCAGUUUCCUACGAGUAACUCUGGUCAGUACAAUAUGAAUAGUGGCGCUACCGUUCAAUAUGGCACUACUUCUUCGGCGCAUCAGUUUCAACAAGACGUUGCGAUGAGGAACAACAUGAGCUACCAGCACAGUCCGAUACCGGGCAAUCCGACGCCGCCUCUCACACCUGCAAGCAGUAUUCCUCCGUACAUCAGCCCAAAUCCUGAUGUCAAACCAAAUUUCAAUGAACUGAAGCCUCCUAUACCGACGCAAAAAGACGAUGAGCUGAGGUUAACAUUUCCUGUGAGGGAUGGUAUCAUCCUUCCACCGUUUCGUCUCGAACAUAACUUGGCGGUCAGCAAUCACGUUUUCCAAUUGAAGCCUACGGUGCAUCAGACGCUGAUGUGGCGCCAGGACCUGGAGCUGCAGCUCAAGUGCUUCCACCACGAAGACAGACAAAUGAACACCAAUUGGCCUGCUUCAGUGCAAGUGUCAGUCAAUGCAACGCCUCUCAUCAUCGACCGGGGAGAGAACAAAACUUCUCACAAGCCCCUCUAUCUCAAGGAAGUAUGUCAGCCGGGCAGGAAUACGAUACAGAUAACCGUCUCAGCGUGUUGUUGUUCCCACCUUUUCGUCUUACAACUUGUACAUAGACCGAGCGUGAGGUCAGUGCUGCAGGGCCUAUUGAGGAAACGGCUCCUUACGGCAGAUCAUUGUAUAGCUAAGAUCAAGAGGAACUUCAGCAAUACCGGUACAGGUCCCACCAUGGAUAGAGAUCGAGAUGCUGUGGAGCAAACGGCACUCAAAGUUUCAGUGAAGUGUCCUAUCACCUUCAAAAGAAUCACACUGCCUGCCAGGGGGCACGAAUGCAAGCAUAUACAGUGUUUCGACUUGGAGUCCUACUUGCAACUCAACUGUGAACGAGGGGCAUGGAGGUGUCCCGUUUGCAACAAGCCUGCCCAACUAGAAGGACUUGAAGUGGAUCAGUAUAUGUGGGGAAUUCUGAACACUCUCAGUACUUCAGAUGUUGAAGAAGUAACCAUAGACAGUUCAGCUAACUGGAAAGCUGCUAAAGGAAAUGUUCCUGGAAUAAAGAUGGAAGAUGAAGGAAAUGACUCCUGUGGAGCCAAAAGGAACAAAGCCAUGUCCCCGGGAAGUAUGACCCUACCUACGAUGAACAACUGGGACAUGCAAGCAAUGUCGCCCUAUUUACCUCCAGAUAUGAACAGUAUUGCCAGCGGUUCGAUGAUGAAUGGACCUCCUUCCUACAACAAUUCCAGAAGUAACAUGAAUGACAUGACCUACUCUGGAAGCAACGAAUACUUGGGUGGAAAUGGACCUCUGUCCCAUCUGAGUGAAUCCGUCAAUUCCCUGGAUCCACUAAAUGCAAUGGAGAAGAGUCUGAAUGAACAGAUGCCCCACACUCCUCAUACACCACACACGCCCCACACGCCGCAUACACCCGGUGGUACGCCAGGCUCAGCGCACACACCUGGUGGUGGUACUGGCCCCCCGAGUGUCCCCCCACCUUCGGAUGCUCACAAUAACAGUACUGGAUCGAACAACAGUACGUCGAAUAACGGCAGCGGAAACGCUGAAAACUCUGUCUCAGAAAUACCCUCAGAUCUCAAUUUUGAUCCUGCUGCUGUCAUCGACGGGGAAGGAACAGGCCAAGAAGCGCUCAAUUUGUUGCCAGACAGCGUUGAUCCAAUGGAACUCCUCUCGUAUUUGGACCCGGACUUGAACACGCCACCAUCAAGUGGCAGCAGUUCCGGGCAUGCAAACACAUCCACUAACGAUGAUAUUCUUGCUCUGUUUGAAUGAGUUCCUGAACUCACCGGCCACAUUUGUGGAGUAUGUGAGUGAACAAAAGUGUGAUAAAAAAUAAACAUAGCGUGUUAAUAAUUAUUAUAAAAGAAGGUCUAAAUCAAAUAUUUUAAACUGUAUAUUUUGUACAUAACAUUGAACAUAUGGCAGACACGAAUUCACUCUGUUGGUUUGAUCGGGUUAUCCUCGUUGCUGGAGGACUAAUUAUGCUCAGGGUGAUAUCCUGAGAAUUUAACGAUGUGAAUAUUUUCAUGAAGUCACUUUCAAUUUGCUCAUUUUGUAUUUUUGGAAUACAGAAUAUAUUGCCACAAAUCUAGUUUUAUUACAGUGAAAUUUGCAAUGUAAAUAAAAUUAAUGUAAAAUAUGAAUAUAUUUGAAACGUUUCACUGCAAUAAAAGUGAGGUUUCGAAAAAAUUGUUCCUGUUGGGACAAUUCAAACUAAAUUUCGGAUCAAAUCGAUGGAGUGAAUCAUGAAACGAAAAUGGCCAGUCUAGCAUAGUAUUAUUAGCUAAAAUACACUUAUAGUAGAAAAUUUGGAACCAAAAUUUAGGUACCUACUUUAGGACUGUUAUCAGUCUUUUUUGCAUCUGGAUGUGCAUAGGCUUCAAGUAUUAUAUGCUGUUAAGAAUUCUGUGAACCUUACAAAUCAGACAGGACACUUUCAAGGAAUCUAAUA
Leptinotarsa decemlineata (Colorado potato beetle) is the source of this 3325-nucleotide messenger RNA. It is a transcript of the gene tna, whose product is annotated as Zinc finger MIZ domain-containing protein tonalli. Gene Ontology annotation, biological process: regulation of transcription by RNA polymerase II; protein sumoylation. Gene Ontology annotation, molecular function: zinc ion binding; SUMO ligase activity. NCBI's taxonomy places the organism in Eukaryota, Metazoa, Arthropoda, Insecta, Coleoptera, Chrysomelidae. Gene Ontology annotation, cellular component: chromatin. The record is from RefSeq and is a predicted model, not a curated record.